CGCCUUGGCGAACCCCGGCUCACAUCUUUGUAUUGAUUCCGUUCCGCAGCCCGCGCUUCCCUGCGGCGUCUUCCUUUCUGUGGUUCGCAGUCCUCGUAUAUUUCCCGUGUACACCGAAGUUUUCAUCAAUUUCUGAGCUCAGGACUUAUAAAAGCCGUGACCAUGAGUUCGGAAUGCUACACGCGAGUAUACGUCGGUGGUCUGAACGAGGGUAUCAAGAAGGAGGACUUACAGGUGGAGUUUGAAAAGUAUGGAAAACUGAACAAAGUGUGGGUGGCAUUCAACCCCCCAGGCUUUGCCUUUAUCGAAUUUCUAAAUGAAGAUGAGGCCGAAGUAGCCUGCGACAAUAUGAACGGCACAGAGAUCAUGGGGGCAAAACUUAGGGUUGAAAUCUCACGUGGUCGCGGACGAGGAGGUAGUAGAGGAGGCAGUGGCGGGUUCAGAGGGGGUCGUGGGGGAAGCGGUGGUAGUAGAGGUUUUGGAUCCAGGGGUGGGAAUGGGGGAGGCUACAGAGGAGGCGGCAGCAGUUACGGAGAUCGUGGCAGUUCCGGUGGUGGAUACCGCGGAAGCAGAGGCGGUGGGGGUGGUAGGGGCAGCAGAGGUCGUUUUGGCGAUGACUACAGCUCUAGUCGCAGCAGUGGCUACGGAAGUCGUGACAGCUACAGCCGUGACAGCUACGGAAGUAGUGGCGGAGGAGGUGGUGGUGGGGGUGGUGGUAGUGGCAGUGACUACUACAGCGGAAGAGACAACGGAUCGUCAAGGUAUCGCAGUCGAUCCCCGGCUGGGCGUGGCAGCCCACGCGACACAUCUCGUUCUGGCUAUGGCGAAGAUCGUACGAAUGAGGGUGGCAGAUUCGGGUCAACAAACUAGUCAGCAAAUAAUCAGUCAUCGUCAUCUGCGUGAAUGCACAUAAAUGAACUACGCUGCGUUACCACUAUGAACUGCGGGCCAUUCAACAACCCGCCUCGACGACUACGUUCUGUCCAAUCUACGCAGCGAUAUGUACAUAUAUACAAGUUUAAUUAUUACGAUUACGCUAAAACAAACUUAUUAUUUUCACAACUUAUAUCAUGGUUUAUACUUCGAUGCCAACGCUUCUUCGCAAAUUUUACGAUUUGAAAAGAGAGAAACAAACAUUCUAGUGAAUAGCUGGUGUAUAGCUAAGCUGCCGAGUAGCAAAUUCUGCCGUUGGCUAAUUUCAACUUGCAAAUUCAAACGAAGGGAUUUCGCAUUGCCCUGAUAAACCAACCACAGAUUGGCCAUAGCGAAAGAAAAUCCAUCGAUGAGCUUUUUUCUGCUUCAGAAUUGUGAUACAAGAUAUUCUAGCUGCUCGGCUGAUAAUAAUAGAAAACAUUCAAUAAUCAAUUAUCUACCAAGCGCUCCGAAAUUAACAAAAUCAAUGCAUGACUGCAGACUGCACUCUGAUAUGAAUUUUCGAUAAUUAUCUAGCCGCGUUAAGAGAACCGGAUUGGUUUUACUUGGUUGCCGGUUGAUUUGGAUUUAUUUCCUAUUUUUUUACUAGUUUGUUUUAUCUUAUAUGCGUUUUUUUACAUACCAAACAAUUAAAAACAAUCUUAAAAUUGAAAUUAUUAUCGUUGUUGUUAAAAUGGAUGAACUAGUACUACAGUUUUUUAAAUUUUCACUUGGAAAAUGAUCGACCUUUAUUUACUAUUCAUAAUAAUAGAAAUGUUUUUAUAUAAAAAUGAUAAUAAUAAAUACAUUAAUCAACGCAAUGUACCAAGACCAGAAAAAUUACGUAUCGUACGGCCGGCCACAAGACUUCAUUUAGUUGUGAAGCUGGCUCAAAAUCGCUACGAGUAUACAUGAAAUAAUUUUGAACCUCCAGUUGGCUUCGUUCUUACAUAAUGUCAUAAAUCAAUAGAAAUGUAGGAUAUAUUUACAUAGUGAAGGCCAGGGUUGGUAUUUCGUUACACAAUUUUGUAAUUCUCCAAUAUACAACUUCUCAACGUGAAAACGAAAGGAAAUAGACUUUGCAAACUGCGACGACUUUUGUGAUCUGUCGUACUGAAUCAGAACACAAGAAACAUGAAAAGUAGAUGAAUGAACGACGAGAAAGUAAAACCCGUAUCCUGGCAAAAAUGUUUCAAUCGACUGUAAAUUACUAUUGCAAAUUGGAAAAGAAUUAAAUAACUUGCGCACACCACUGCCCGCCACCCCUGCCUGUCUGCCCGCCUGCCUGCCUGCCCACUGUCUCCGUCUAAUUUAUUGAACAGUAUCAGUUGAAUACCUAUAAAGUACCAUUGCCGAAAGAUCUCUGAAAAAUAAUGAAGUGCCAUUUCCGUAAAAAAACAUUGUCAAGACUCACCGCCUACUUGGAAAUACUUAGAUGAUUCGAUACUUGGCCUUCAAAAAACGUGGUAUUAAAGCGAAAAAAUAUAUUAUAAACGACAACCGCGAUUUUUUUUUCUCGUGUUUUUCAAAUCAUUUCAUGACUAACCGCGUUCUGGAAUCAUCCGAAAAUUGAACUUCACCAAAUAUAUUUCGUCGGUAUUAAACAGUUAGUGAAAUGUAGUGCUACUCGACUCAUUUGUGAUCAAAUGGAUAACUUCGGUCGCCAAUGUUCUCGAGGGUAAUUUUGAAAUUGGUAUUUAUAUCGUUGCCAGCUCAUCGGACGUUUGUUCACCUCAUUCGAAUUUUCGUCAUUAUUUAUGAAUGGAAUCACACCUGAUGGAAGGAAAAGAAAUGAAGUGGAAUAAAAUGAACAAUAUUUGAUAACAUAAAUCUGCUUGCUGCUACUGAGAUAAAUUUCUGUGCAUCGUCAAAAAAAAGUUCUUCGUCUUGGAUAGAAGAUCAAAGACUCACUUCGUAUUCUUCUGGUGUUUCUAUGAUUCUUUGGUUUCUCAAAACAUUGAUCUGCGCUCUACAGACUAGAUUCGAUUACGCGUGUAAGUUGGAGAGGGACCCGUAAUGCGUAAGUAUUGUGAUCUAACAAUAUCGAUAGAUUAGAGUAUUGAAAAAUAAAAAAAAUUUUUGGCGUGAUUGAGUUUGCUGUGUGAUUGAUGUUGAUGUGUGUUCAGGUCAACUAUAGAAAUGAGUUUUGCCACUACCACAAUAUUAUAAGUUCAUCAAAAUAUUUCAAAGAAAUUGCCAGAAAGUGUUUGAAAAGGAUUAUGAUUUCUAAAAAUAGAUUAAAAAAAUAAAGGUAUAUGAAAAAACCAUUGUGUCACUACCUAAAAGUAUUUGGGAUAACAUUGGAUACAAGCUACUUGUAUCAGUUAUGGGGUUACGGGAAAAUUUAUGUCAAUAAUAUUGCAUGCAUAUCAGUUUGUUUUGAUAAAAAUGUUAUUUUUUUUUUCAAUUUCUAACACCCAUUAUACACAGAGAAGCAUCACUUGAUGCUAGCGAGUAACAUAGAUCUACGAUCAGUGUUUUGGAAGAGUGCACGAAUUAGCUGUUUCACCUGAGCAGCUGUGAACUCAUGUGCCAGCGGCCCUUUUCCAUCAGCCCAUCUGUCGUCGAUCUCUUUCAGGGAGGCUCCAAGUACGUUUACUAAUUCCGAUAACUUCCGCCAUCGCUUAACGUGAAUUUGAAUUGUAUUCGGUUCCUAAAAAAUAGAAAUUAUUGUCUCAGAACCUUGACCUCAACAGAAAUAUAAAAAAAUGCAUUUCUUAAAGUA
Messenger RNA from Athalia rosae (coleseed sawfly), 3637 nucleotides. It is a transcript of the gene Rsf1, whose product is annotated as RNA-binding protein Rsf1. Bases 163 to 870 code for a protein of 235 amino acids. Gene Ontology annotation, molecular function: RNA binding. The transcript is spliced from 4 exons. NCBI's taxonomy places the organism in Eukaryota, Metazoa, Arthropoda, Insecta, Hymenoptera, Athaliidae. The record is from RefSeq and is a predicted model, not a curated record.